Loxodonta africana (African savanna elephant) is the source of this 4369-nucleotide messenger RNA. RefSeq names its product signal transducer and activator of transcription 6 (gene STAT6). Bases 1078 to 3630 code for a protein of 850 amino acids. The transcript has 22 exons. The record is from RefSeq and is a predicted model, not a curated record. Gene Ontology annotation, molecular function: RNA polymerase II cis-regulatory region sequence-specific DNA binding; DNA-binding transcription factor activity, RNA polymerase II-specific. Gene Ontology annotation, biological process: response to peptide hormone; cell surface receptor signaling pathway via JAK-STAT; growth hormone receptor signaling pathway via JAK-STAT. Lineage: Eukaryota; Metazoa; Chordata; Mammalia; Proboscidea; Elephantidae.
UGUCUGUGUGCCUGCCUGAACGUGUGUGUGUUUGUGUAUGUAUGUAUGUGUAGUCCUGUGGCCAGAGAAGUUGUGCAUGUGUGUGUUUGUUUCUGGGUGUGUCUCAGUGUUUACCCCAGAAACAGAUAGGAACUUCGCCAAGACUGCGCAGCAGAUUCGUUUUCAAACCUGUGCCUUGGGAAUCUGCAGUUAGUAGCUCUGACUGGUGCCAGCUCCCACCAGGGUCUGAGGAGUGGUACUCUGUGAGUGAGGAGGGGGCAAAGACUGUCUUCAGUCCCUGGUGCUCCUUCUCGAGUCUUUCAGAAUUCUGAGCUGUGGGGUCCCUUCCCCCACCCCCUCCCAUCAGUGGUCACGGGACCUCUAAGGCAUUCCCGCCUCAGAAGGGAGGGGGGCCCAGGAGUUACAGAAGGCUUCAGGCUCCCCAGUUGCUUUUCUGGGUCCUCCACUGGAGGGAGCGCAGAGCCCAGAGGGACUUGCUUUUCCCGAGGCCCGGGUCCCUUGUGAGCCCAAACCCUAGCCCCCGCGAAAGUUUGAGUAUAGGAGCGAGGCAGUUUGGGGUGGCAUGUUUCUGCUUGAUGUUGUGACUUCCUGGGAGAAAAAAAAUCGAUCGCCUCCAGGGGGACAGACAAAGUGAGUAGGGGGCAGGGGCAGCCUCCCCUCCUGCCUGGCCAUAGGCCCCCCGAGGCACAGCCUUGAUUUUCCGCUGCGCUCCCCGACUGGGCACUGGAGGCACACACAUUCACCCCACUUUCUUCCUCUUCCUCCUCCAGCCCACUUUCUCUUCUCUGUGUCGUCAGAGCUCCAGGGAGGGACCUGGGUAGACAGAGAAGCCGGAAACAGCCAGCGGGCUGGGGCAGCUACUGCUUACACUGAAGAGAAAGGACGGGAGAGGGUUUGUGUGUGUGUGUGUGUGUCUGUGUGUGUGUCUUUUUGGUGGUAGUGGUGGAGGGGGGGUGCUGGCAGGUCCGACCCUCAACUUGCUGGACAGAACUACAGACACAUGGGGCCUGGCAGUGCCCGCUGAGAGAGGGAGAAGACAGCAGAGGGGUUGCCAAGGCACCCUCCAAGCCCCAGAUCAUGUCUUUGUGGGGUCUGGUCUCCAAGAUGCUCCCAGAAAAACUGCAGCGGCUCUACGUCGACUUUCCCCAACACCUGCGGCAUCUCCUGGGUGACUGGCUGGAGAACCAGCCCUGGGAGUUCCUGGUUGGCUCAGAUGCUUUCUGCUGCAACAUGGCCAGCGCCCUACUCUCGGCUACUGUCCAGCGCCUUCAGACCACUGCUGGAGAGCAGGGGGAGGGGAGCACCAUCUUGCAACACAUCAGCACCCUGGAGAGCAUAUACCAGAGGGAUCCCCUGAAGCUGGUGGCCACUUUCAGACAAAUACUUCAGGGGGAGAAAAAAGCUGUUAUGGAACAGUUCCACCACCUGCCAAUGUCUUUCCACUGGAAGCAGGAAGAACUUAAGUUUAACACAGCUCUGCAGAGGCUGCAGCAUCAAGUAGGGAAGAUCCGCCUUCUCCAAGAAGCCCUGAAGCAGGGGCCUGAGGCUGGCCAAGUCUCAGUGUCUCUGCACACCUUGAUAGAAACUCCUGCCAAUGGGACUGGGUCAAGGGAGGCCCUGCCCACGUUGCUGCAGGAGUCUGUGGGGGAGCUGGAGGUGGUCCAGACCCUGGUGCUGAAAAGGAUCCAGAUUUGGAAACGGCAGCAGCAGCUGGCAGGGAAUGGCGCACCCUUUGAGGAGAGCCUGGCCCCGCUACAGGAGAGGUGUGAGAGCCUGGUGGACAUUUAUUUCCAGCUGCAGCAGGAGGUGGGGGCAGCUGGUGGGGAGCUUGAACCCAAGAUCCGGGCAUCGCUGGUCAGUCGGCUAGAUGAAGUCCUGCGAACCCUCGUCACCAGCUCUUUCCUGGUGGAGAAGCAGCCCCCCCAGGUUUUGAAGACUCAGACGAAGUUCCAGGCUGGGGUUCGGUUUCUGCUGGGCCUGCGGUUCCUGGGGGCCCCAGCCAAGCCCCCGCUGGUCAGGGCUGACAUGGUGACUGAGAAGCAGGCGAGGGAGCUGAGUAUGCCCCAAGGGCCCGGCACAGGAGCAGAAAGCAGCGGGGAGAUCAUCAACAACACAGUGCCCCUGGAGAACAGCAUUCCGGGUAGUUGCUGCUCCGCCCUGUUCAAGAACCUGCUUUUGAAGAAAAUCAAGCGGUGUGAGCGGAAGGGCACGGAGUCUGUCACCGAGGAGAAGUGUGCUGUGCUUUUCUCCACCAGCUUCACACUUGGCCCCAACAAACUUCCCAUCCAGCUCCAGGCCUUGUCUCUGCCCCUGGUGGUCAUCGUCCAUGGCAACCAAGACAACAAUGCCAAAGCCACCAUCCUGUGGGACAAUGCCUUCUCAGAAAUGGAGCGUGUGCCCUUUGUGGUGGCUGAGCGAGUGCCCUGGGAGAAAAUGUGUGAAACUCUGAACCUCAAGUUCAUGGCAGAGGUGGGGACCAACCGGGGCCUGCUCCCAGAGCACUUCCUCUUCUUGGCUCAGAAGAUCUUCAAUGACAACAGCCUCAGCAUGGAGGCCUUCCAGCACCGUUCUGUGUCCUGGUCACAGUUCAACAAGGAGAUCCUGCUGGGUCGUGGCUUCACCUUUUGGCAGUGGUUUGAUGGUGUCCUAGACCUCACCAAACGCUGUCUCCGGAGCUACUGGUCAGAUAGGCUGAUCAUCGGCUUCAUCAGCAAACAGUAUGUCACUAGCCUUCUUCUCAACGAGCCUGAUGGGACCUUCCUCCUCCGCUUCAGUGAUUCCGAGAUUGGGGGCAUCACCAUUGCCCACGUCAUCCGGGGCCAGGAUGGCUCCCCACAGAUAGAGAACAUCCAGCCGUUCUCGGCCAAGGACCUGUCCAUCCGCUCACUAGGGGACCGAAUCCGGGACCUUGCUCAGCUCAAAAACCUCUACCCCAAGAAACCCAAGGAUGAGGCUUUCCGAAGCCACUAUAAGCCUGAACAGAUGGGCAAGGAUGGCAGGGGUUAUGUCCCAGCAACCAUCAAGAUGACUGUGGAAAGGGACCAGCCGCUUCCCACCCCAGAGCCCCAAAUGCCUGCCAUGGUGCCCACUUACGAUCAUGGAAUGACCUCUGAUUCCUCCAUGAACAUGCAGCUUGGCUCAGAUAUGGUGCCCCAGGUGUACCCACCACACUCUCACUCUAUCCCCUCGUAUCAAGCCCUCUCUCCAGAAGAACCGGUCAAUGUGUUGCCAGCCUUCCAGGAACCUCACCUGCAGAUGCCCCCCAGCCUGAACCAGAUACACCUGUCCUAUGACCAACCUCACCCCCACAGGGGCCUGUUGCCAUGUCAGCCUCGGGAACAUGCUGUGCCCACCCCUGAGCCCCUGCUCUGCUCAGAUGUGCCCAUGGCGGAAGAGGGAUGCCUGAGCCCGCAGGUGGGAGGGUUCCCUCAGGGAACCUGGGUCGGUGAAGACUUGUUCCCUCCCCUGCUGCCUCCUACUGAACAGGAUCUCACCAAGCUACUCCUUGAGGGGCAAGGGGAGCCAGGGGGAGGGCCUCUGGGAGUCCAGCCCCUCAUGCAGCCCUCCACCUAUGGGCAGUCUGGGAUCCCCCUGUCUCACCUGGACCUAAGGGCCAAUCCCAGUUGGUAAUCCCAGCUGGAGGGAGGGCCCAGAGACAGCUCUCACACUCCCAGGGAUCUGCUAUAGACACCUGCCCAUGCUCCUGCCAAGCAGCAGAAGGGAGGGUGCCCUCUUCACCCCCUACCUAGUCCCUGGUCAGAAAAAAAGACUACCAAAAGAAUGCAUUGUAAGUGGAACCGAUCCACUCCUUCCCUCCCACUCCUACACACACCCCUGCCCGCCCCCUUCCAGCACAGGAAGGGAAGUCAGGCUCCAAAGUGAGACAUGCCUCAACACGCCUGCAUAUGCAGCACACACAGUGCACACACACAGUUCUCUGUGCAAUCUGGGGUUGAGCCAGAGGGCGACAGAACAAGAGCACAAGUUAGGGUAUGGAGUUCUCUGCCCACUCGGAGCCAGGGCCCAGGAUGCACAUGUAGGAACACACAGUCACCUGCAUACAUUCGCACUAGAGGUCAAGGAUGGAGUGGAGGGGUUGGGGUGCCAGUCUCCAGGGAAAGGGGGGGGCAGUUCAGAGGUCCCUGGGUGGGAGAAGGAGGGGAUCUGUACAUUGGGUUACUGAUGUGGGUUUUGCCCAGAUUAAAAAACAAACAAAAUCCCCAACACUGCAAUUCCUAACAGACAGAUGGAAGCUUUUCCUGUGUGUAUGAGCUCACCCAGAAGUACAAGGGCUGAGUUUUGUCAUGUGUCGCUGUGUGGAAAAAUAUGUACCUGAGACAUGUUAAUGUACAGAUGUUACACCUAAGAA